UAUAAAGGUUUUGUAAUUUAUUAAUUUUUUUCCUCAAAUCAUGAAUCGUACAACGGUGCAACAGCAACAACAACAAUCAACGAAUAGCAUUCAAUCAUUCUUAUUUUUAUUUUUCGAUUAUAAUGUCAUCACCAUCGACGCAUCAUUAUUACCAUCAACAUCAUCAUCAUUAUCAUACUCAUCUAAAACAUUGGCCACAGGAUUUAAAUUAUCAUCCAUUAUCAAUAUGGUCUACGGCUAAUAAUUUAUUUAUUAAACUUCAUAAUGAUCAUUUGAAUAUUGAUCAAAAACAACCACAAUCAUUGUCGAUGGCAAUACCAACGCCAACAACGGCAACAAUAAUGCCAAUUUUUUAUGAAGAUGAUUAUUACAAUCAUUCUUCAUCAACUGCAACAAGAACAGAAUCUUUGGCAACAACAGAAUCAUCAUCAUCACUAUCAUCGUCAUCAUUAUCGUUGGUAGCCAUAUUAACAUUGGAUACAAUACUAACAUUAAUAUUACCAUAUUCAAUCAUAUUUAUAUUGUCUAUUGUUGGCAAUUUACUUGUGAUAAUCACACUUACAUUGGAUCGUUCAAUGCGUUCAGUUACAAAUAUAUUUUUACUCAAUUUGGCCAUUUCUGAUCUACUAUUGGGUGUUUUCUGUAUGCCAUUCACAUUGGUCGGUGUUCUAUUACGUCGAUUCAUAUUUGGAGCUUUUGUGUGCCAUAUGAUUUCAUAUUUUCAAGCUGUUUCUGUAGCCGUAUCUGUAUGGACAUUGGUAUCUAUGUCGAUUGAACGUUAUUAUGCCAUUUGUCAUCCAUUUCGAUCAAGAGAAUCAAGACAAACAAAAAAACAUGCUUAUCGUAUAUUGGCAAUGGUAUGGACAUUGGCAUUCAUAACAAUGUCACCAACGGCCAUUGUAAGCAAACUACAACAAACUAAUCAAACAGGACAUUAUAAAUGUCGUGAAGCAUGGCCAUCAUUUUUGCAUAAACAAGUGUUCACAUUAUUCUUGGAUUUUAUUCUAUUGAUCAUUCCAUUAAUUAUAAUGAUAAUGACUUAUAGUUCAAUCGCAUUGACAUUACGAAAUAGUGUUUCAGUUAAAAAACAACAACAGACCCAGACCAAUGGAGAUAAUCAUAAUCAUCAACAACAAAAACAAUUAGGCCAAACCAAACAUUUACAAAUGUCGAUUGCAAUGACUACAAUGAAGAAUAAAAGCUCAAGCUAUAGCUACAAGACCACUUCAAUUCAUCAACAACAAGAUAAUUGUAGCCUAACUGAUUUGAUUGAUGCUGAUAAUACUAGUAACAAUAUUCGAUGCCAAAAGUUUCAAUCUAAUCAGAAUGGCAAUCACAUGUCUGACAAUAACCAUUCAUACGACAAACGACAAUCUAAUCGAUUUGAAAUUGACCAAAAUAUAGCUGAAACAGUUAUAUCGCCAACAACAGCCGCAUUAUUGUUGAAUCGAUCAUCGAGUAAUCAUCGUGUUCAAUCACCAAUCAUCAAUAAUGGUCUAUCAUCAUCUUUGGAACAUUGUGGAUCCGGUAGCAGUGUACAAUUUGCCAAUAAUCGAGCCAUAUUACUUGUGGCCAAUACCAGCUCUCAUUCAUACCAUGGCACAUCAAGACAACGGCGGAUUAUAAUCAUGUUAUUUGUUGUUGUCAUUGAAUUUUUCAUUUGCUGGUCACCAAUAUUUCUAUUGGAUACUAUGGCCUUAUAUCGGCCAGAAUUAGUAUAUGGUACAAGUCAAAAAGUUUCACGUUGGAUUGGUAUCGAUAUCAUUUCUGUUUGUCAUUUAUUAUGUUUUUGUUCCACCUGUAAUAAUCCAAUCACAUACUGUUUUAUGAACAAACGUUUUCGUGAUCAUUUUUUUUCGUUAUUUCGUUGUCGCGCAGCAAUGCCAGUUAACAUAAAUAAUCCAAGUUCCAUACAGCAGCCAAAUGAAAUCAAAGCCUAAUAUACACUACUACUCAUUACGUAUGGAGUCAUUUAUGUAUGAUUAUGAUUGAAACACAAGCACAUCUUUUUCUAAAUAAAAAUUCAAUUUAAUGAUUGGAA
This is a messenger RNA of Dermatophagoides farinae (American house dust mite), 2041 nucleotides long. Its product is annotated as cholecystokinin receptor type A. Gene Ontology annotation, cellular component: plasma membrane. Lineage: Eukaryota; Metazoa; Arthropoda; Arachnida; Sarcoptiformes; Pyroglyphidae. The record is from RefSeq and is a predicted model, not a curated record. Gene Ontology annotation, molecular function: neuropeptide Y receptor activity. Gene Ontology annotation, biological process: neuropeptide signaling pathway.